Messenger RNA from Fusarium tjaetaba, 258 nucleotides. RefSeq lists its product as uncharacterized. The transcript has a single exon. Lineage: Eukaryota; Fungi; Ascomycota; Sordariomycetes; Hypocreales; Nectriaceae. The coding region runs from base 1 to 258 and encodes 85 amino acids. The record is from RefSeq and is a predicted model, not a curated record.
AUGCUUCUCAACAAGGCUUUCCUCGGCGCCCUCCUCGCCAUGGGCACAGUCACCGCCCUCCCCAACCCCGACGCUGAGCCCGUUGAUCUCGAGGAUCGCAGCAUCCUUCACCACUGCGGCAAGCACGCUUCCUGGGAUCACGCCAAGAGCGAGUGUGUGUGCCACGACUCUGGCAAGGUCUACACCAAGAAGCACCACAAGUGCAAGUGCCCCAAGGGCGAGAAGUGGCACCACAUUGAGAAGAAGUGCAAGAAAUAA